AUGAAGGUCGUUCGCAGUAUCCCUGCUCUCAGUCGACUGACAGGUGUAGAAGCACCACUCGAGGAGCUUGUUGCCCUGCUCUUCAAUGUCUCUACUACAGAGGAAUUGGUUAUUUCCGAGCAGAUGGGCGCGUAUUUUCCGCCGGUUGACCGUCCUGGGGAGUACUACUUGUUUGCUGCGGGAAAAGGUGUCGUGGCGCUCGUGGCCCCGAAAAUGACUGAACAAUUGUUUGCGAUGGACGAAAAGAACUCGGCAAAGAAGGAAUUUGCUGCGCUGGAUGAAGAGUACAAAUCUUUAGCACUGGAAGGACAGGACUGGGAAUCCGAGUUUCAGGAGAUUGCCACUGACUAUGUGAAAUGGGCUUGUGAACAGGAAGGUCGGUAG
This is a messenger RNA of Akanthomyces muscarius, 384 nucleotides long. RefSeq lists its product as uncharacterized. The record is from RefSeq and is a predicted model, not a curated record. The transcript has 2 exons. Bases 1 to 384 code for a protein of 127 amino acids. Lineage: Eukaryota; Fungi; Ascomycota; Sordariomycetes; Hypocreales; Cordycipitaceae.